Messenger RNA from Paramecium pentaurelia, 1104 nucleotides. The record is from the annotation of a GenBank genome assembly. NCBI's taxonomy places the organism in Eukaryota, Ciliophora, Oligohymenophorea, Peniculida, Parameciidae.
AUGCAAGGCUCUUUUUUAGAGAAGGAAGCUCUAGCUGACAUCUUUGGUCAAAUAAAAGAUGUGGAUGAUCAAAUGUUUGGUUUCAUAUUUGAAAAAUUAAGAAAGGAAAAAGUUUAAGACAUCAUUGGAUAUCUUUCAGAAAAUGUGAAUCAAAUACAUUUAGAAUAAAAUAUCUUACAACAAGCAGAGAAAAUCGCCCAAGCUGAUAAAGAAUAUAAAUUUUCUCUUAUUGGAAAUGACAUGAAAUAAAUUACAGAUGUCUUAAAAAAAUUAAAAGAUCAUGACUUCAACUAUAAAGAUUUUUCCUCUGAACAAAAUGAAGAAUCUACAUUAUUUCUAAUUAAUAGCAUCAAAAAUAAUAGAAGGAUCAUUGAAUUUUUGUAAUUUUUAGUUCACCUUACAUCAAUAGAUAACACUUUAAUAUAAUGUGGAUCUAAUUCCUUACAUAUUUUAGUUUAAAUUAAGGUGGACCUUAGUAAUAAAAGUUUUGAAAAUAUUAAGAUUAAAAAUACAUCUAUAGUAGGAGCUAAUUUUUGUAGAUGUAAUUUAAGUGAAUCAUAAUUUAAUAAUGUCAAUAUAAGUGGAAUAAAUCUAAAUGGAGCAUAAUUAUUUCAUUGUAAAUGGAAGGACUUAAGAAUCCAAGAAUUAAAUAUACUACAUGGUCAUAGUGAUUAAGUAAGAUCAAUUUGUUUUUCUCCUGAUGGAAAAACAUUAGUUUCUGGAGGUGGUGAUUGCUCUAUCCGUCUAUGGGAUGUAAAAACUGGAUAAUAAAAAGCCUUAAUAGAUGGUCAUACUAGCACUGUCAAUUCAGUCUGUUUCUCUUCUAAUGGAAAUAUAUUAGUUACUGGAUAUGGAAAUGGCUCUGUCGUGUUAUGGGAUGAUAAAACAAGAAAAAAAAGAGCAAAAUUAGAUGGUCAUAUUGGCAAUGUCCUCUCGGUUUGUUUCUCUCAUGAUGGAAAAACAUUAGCUUCUUGUAGUAGUGAUAACUCUAUCUGUCUAUGGGAUGUCAAAACAGGAUAAUAAAAAGCCAAAUUAGAUGGUCAUACUAGUUAUGUCUAGUCAGUCUGUUUCUCUCCUGAUGGAAAUACAUUAGCUUCUGGUAGU